AUGAUGAAAGUUGGUCGGCUGGCAAUCUCUUUUGACGAGGAAGAUCUGGAGGGGACAAUCCAACCUCAUGAUGAUGCGUUGGUAGUAACAGCACAGAUAAGCGAUUUUUUGGUGAAAAGAGUGAUGAUAAACCAGGGAAGUGGAGCUGAUGUUAUGUACCCAGAUUUGUGCGAGGGGCUCGAAUUAAAAAAUCAAGACUUGGUGAAAUAUGAUACGCCACUAAUCUCGUUUGACGGAAGAGUGGUAAUUCCCAAAUGUCAAAUUUCUCUCUCGGUGAAUAUGGAAGGCAAGGAAGUAAUGGUGACAUUCAUAGUAGUCAGAUUGUUCUCGCCGUACACGGCAAUCCUGGGAAGGCCGUGGAUUCACGCAAUGAAGGUUGUUCCAUUCACCCUGCAUAUGAAAGUUAAAUUUCCCACUGAGGACGGAGUUGCCGUGGUAUGGGGAAACAAGGGAGUGGCUAGGCAGUGUCUGGUCGCCGCAGUUAGGUGGAAGGGCGAGCCGAGUGGACAAAAGGAAACUACCGAAGGAACAACUUUAUAG
Quercus robur (English oak) is the source of this 540-nucleotide messenger RNA. RefSeq lists its product as uncharacterized. The transcript has a single exon. The coding region runs from base 1 to 540 and encodes 179 amino acids. NCBI's taxonomy places the organism in Eukaryota, Viridiplantae, Streptophyta, Magnoliopsida, Fagales, Fagaceae. The record is from RefSeq and is a predicted model, not a curated record.